AUGGCGGAUCCGUUAAUCACUGCGCCGCUGCCUCGACGCUCCUCAUCGCAGACCUCUUCGUCUUCCCACAAAAGCCAAAAGGCUAAACCAUGCCGGCCAAAGCAGACGACAAAGCGACUCUCGGGGGUCUCUGUUGUGUCCUCUAAUGUCACUACUGGAAUCUCCGCUGACUUGACGUCUUUCCCGUCCCUCUUGCCGGAUAGCUCUCCACAAGAAUUGCGCGUUCAACCUGACCUGGACGGCGCAUUUAGUCAGGGAUCGCUACCAGAACCAACUGACGAAGAAAAUGGCCGCACCGUUCAACGUGGUAGACAGGCAGCCCUAGAGAGACUCACCUCGUCAUUAUCUCAGGGAUCGGGCCGUCCUGCUUUAUUUGAUGAUUCCAUUUCAACCUCUGAAGUCCCCGGGGCAUUACACUUGGCCGACAGUGCCCAUAUCGAACAUUUGCUGGAGCGAAGUGGUGCUGUUAAACUCGUUAGGCAAUUCGCGCGCGACCUCGCAAUCAGAGACGCUGAAAUAUCGAAGCUACGGAGGCGGGCAGAUGCCCGAGAAAGGGAGCUGAAGAGAAUGCUUCGGGAUGUGGGAGUAUCUAGUCAGGACAUUGAAAGGCGUUUAUACGAUCUGGAAAACCCGCCUUCUAAAGAUGGAUUAGAUGAGGAUACGGAUGGCACCAACAAGCUGGCUCCAAAGCCCAGCAUCGGCGGUCUGAUGGGCCAGGCUAUGCAAGACUCUGUUGGUGAAUUCGAUUCAGCUAACGCAGAUCUGCAAGCCACACUACGUCCGUACCGUAACGAUAGCGAUGCGAAGUCAGGCACUUCGAGUAACGAAUCCGGCACCCAGCGAAGACCCGGAACGGUUCGCAUAUGGCAGGACUAUAUUUUGGGCAACAUUAAUUCUAGCCAUAAGACUAGUCGCGCUAGUAGCGUGGUAACUGAUCCUGAUGAUAUUGAGGAGAUUACGCCCCGUUCUUCAAACGCCGCGACUUCUGGGCGUCGGAAAGGUCUGGAUGAGAGGCUCUUCGAGCCUCCUCAUAGCCGUGCAGCUUCCCCAACUGGCGCCAGGACCUCAAAUACUGGCGACUCAUCUAGCGUGCACUCACGGAAAUCCUCAAAGUCUGUCACAUCCUGGACCGUCAAGCUGUUCGCAGGCAAUUCUCAGAACAAAGACGCCCCGGCCGUCUCAAACGGGGAUCGGAGCCGAGCAUCGUCUUUAGGAGAGGAAAGACUCAAGAAUAGUUCUAAGAAUACUCCUAACAAUACGGGGAAAAAUGGACUUUCUGCUGUGGCUGCUUUGAAACGUAUAAACAGUUAUGGUGGCGCCAAUGGCCAACCUACCACCACCCCGUCUUCAGGCCUCAAUAGGCUCGGGCAACGGCGUAUAACAGGAUCGAAUGUUCCACAAGGGUCCAAUACAGACCGCGGUAACGGCACAGCGGCAACCAACCUCGGCCCUGUUGAGAUGGAUGCCAUCUUGCCCCUGGAGUCUCGUCCACCAGCCCUCAGUGAUUACCGCAUUAACUACCAAUCGGGAGAGCUAUUGACGGAUCAUUUUGGCUUUAUCUAUGAUCAACUUCGCAAGAAGAGACAAAAGGAAGCAGCGUUGCUAAGAAGGAGUACAAAUCGAAACAGCAUGACCGAGACGAUUAAUAGUCACCGUAGCGGAGACCUGACAGACGAUGGUGAACACGACAGUGACCAGCUCCCAGUAGGGGGUGCAGUCUCAAUUCCGGAUCAAUCUGCAACGCCCACUUCCGUUGAAGAAACUGAAGCCGAACCAUCAGCAACAAAGCGUUGGCAAGACUACCUUCGGAUUGCUACACGACCGACAGAAUUACUGUCCCACACCCCUUCCACCGCGCCUAUUGUUGGUAUCACUACCCCGGAUGAAACCACGAAGAGAGUAGGCUCUAGCGUUGCUCUCGACAAAGCUGGCGCACCGUCGGUCAAUCCAAACUCGCAGCCUACAGCGUCAACAUCUGCUAUCGUAGCAGAUACGCCCGAAUUUGCGAAUGCGGCAGCGCGGGUACAGACGACUAACGUGGCUAGCCUAUCCAACGACCAAGAACCUGUGAAACUUCUCCUGGAGCAGCUAACAGAGCUUCAUGACGUCCUUCAGCGUGAACGCACGACUAAAUGGAAUGAAUUUCUACGCAAAGUUCGCGCAGAGCGCCGCCGCGAAGGCGAAGCCGCGGCAGCCCUCGACCCUGAACGUGCAAAUAUGUCACUUAAUAUGCCCGAAGCUACACUGGCUGAUGGUGAAGUCGUCGGCAUCGCAGGUUUGGGCAACAAGGGCAAAGUCGGACGAAACAAGUGGCGCGAGUUUCGAUCAUUGGUACUUUCCGGAAUUCCUGUCGCUCAUCGCCCGAAAAUUUGGGCAGAAUGCAGUGGCGCCUCAGCGAUGCGCGUUCCUGGCUACUACGACGAGCUCGUCAAUAUGGCUACUGCUGUUGAUGUCGAUCCUAGCAUAGUGGCUCAGAUUGAUAUGGAUAUCCACCGUACGCUGACUGACAACGUCUUCUUUCGCAACGGACCUGGCGUGGCGAAACUGCGAGAUGUUCUUUUAGCAUAUUCCCGCCGCAACCCUGAGGUGGGCUAUUGCCAAGGAAUGAAUCUUAUCGCAGCGUCACUACUGUUGAUAACGCCGACGGCGGAGGAUGCCUUUUGGAUAAUGACAUCCAUGAUUGAGAAUAUUCUGCCCCCGCAUUACUACGACCAUGGUCUUCUUGCCUCUAGAGCAGACCAACAAGUUCUGCGCCAAUACAUUCGGGAAGUCCUCCCACGACUGUCUGCCCAUUUGGACGAGCUCGGUAUUGAGCUGGAAGCGUUAACUUUCCAGUGGUUCUUGUCAAUAUUCACCGAUUGUCUGUCCGCGGAAGCUCUGUAUCGCGUGUGGGACGUCGUUCUGUGCCUGAACGUCACCAGUACGAUUAACAGUACUUCUUCCGGGAGCGCAAGCAGUAAUAAUCGAGAGAGAGCGCCGUCAUCUGCCGUUGCAACUAACAUAAAAAAGGAUUCGGAAGAUGAUGCCGCAGUUGCAAGUGGUGGUGGUAGCACAUUCCUGUUUCAAGUGGCUCUGGCUUUACUCAAGCUAAACGAGCAGCAACUCCUGACGACGUGCCAUACACCUGCUGCGGUUUACACUUAUGUCAAUCACCAAAUGACAAACCAUGCAAUCAGCAUUGACGGCUUGAUUCAAGCAAGCGAGGCACUUCGGAAUGUCGUCAAGAGAGAAGAUGUUGUUACCAGACGAGCUGCUGCUUUGCGAGAUGUGAAAACCGGUGGAUACUCUUAUGAGAGUUCAAAUGUUUCAGAUGAAUGA
Messenger RNA from Talaromyces atroroseus, 3318 nucleotides. RefSeq lists its product as hypothetical. The record is from RefSeq and is a predicted model, not a curated record. The coding region runs from base 1 to 3318 and encodes 1105 amino acids. The transcript has a single exon. Lineage: Eukaryota; Fungi; Ascomycota; Eurotiomycetes; Eurotiales; Trichocomaceae.